GAACAGUUGAUCUCAUUGACUCAGUAGUCAGUGAGACAGCAGUUGGAGAGGAUCAUGCGGGGGACAAACUCUCCUUCCCACCAACUCCACUCCUAUCAUCCUCCUCUUCUUCAUCCUCAUCCUGUGAAUCCAACCGAACCCAGCUGAGGAAUAAUGUCUGCGAACAGCACAGCAGCCACAACACAAGUGCCGGACUACCCCUGCGUGCGUUUCUACGUGUCCACCUUGUCUUUCUCGGUGCUGCUCUUCUUCAACCUCAUCAUCAACUGGACCAUACUUCGCGUGGAGCGUCUGCGGAGUCAUGCGCGCUUCGUGCUGAUCUUCCACCUCCUGGUGUCCGCGCUGGUCCACCUGGCAAUGAGCAGCGUCUUCUACUACCAGAUCCACCUCGACGCCCGGCCUGCGCGCUCAGCCUGCUUGGCCAUGCUCACCGUGUUGAUCAGUAGCGCCUCCAACAUCCUCCUGACGCUCACGGUGAUGGCUUUGGACCGCUACUGCGCGGUGUGCCACCCCAUGCGCUACAGCUCGACUUUCACCGCGCGGCGCUGGCCCUGGAUGCUGGGUGCGCUCACCUGGAUCUUGGCUUUGGUCAAUCCCCUCAGUCUCUUCCUCCAGCCGGACUCCCAGGCUGACUAUAAUGGUGUGUGUGGCAGGGAACAGCUUAAAAAAGGUCAGCUGCAGAAGGUGCUGUUCAUAGGUGUGUGCACGGUACUCAUUUUGUACAGCUAUGUGAGGAUUCUACUGGAAGGAAGGAAAUUGGGGGUUUUGAAUCGGCGCAAUAAGGCCGGGUGCAGGACGAUCGCCCUUCAUGGAAGCCAGCUGGCGGUUUACAUCCUCCCUAACUUUGUGAACUUUGUGCUGACGGUGUUGAUCAACCGGACACUCAUCCAACAGGAGACUAAAGAGCUGGCAGCCGUGGUUAUCUUCGCUUUCUUCAGCUUGGCUCAGUGUGUUGCACCGGUUGUAUAUGGAUUGCGUAAAGAGGAACUAAUGGAGCAGUUGGGUCACACGUUCCCCUGCUGUUCCCAAUACUUGAAGAGGGUCCUCGGCUGGACAGUGCGAGCCAACUGGCCACCCACCCAACACACACCACGGGAGCGAACACUGACAGUACAGACGAUCAUCUCCCUACAGCCCCUGCAAGACCAAGAGGAACAGGAAACAACGGCAAUAUCAGUCAGAGGUUCCUCAAUUGAAUGUGAUACGGACAAUGCCUGACGGAGAAAAAAGCAGGUCAAUUUCAGGAUUAUCCAGCAGCAGGAGUAUUAUCAAAAGUGACUCAGCUCAAGCCUGCACGGACAUAAAGAAACCACUUUGGAUAUCAUGGUAUUGAGACCUGGUAACAAGGCAUCAGCAUUUUUGCACUACAGUGUUUUUGAUCAUUUGCCCACAGAGCGAACAUUCAAAUACCAUCAGAAAAAAUGGGAAGUUCUCGUUGUACAUUUUUCUGGCUUGCCCAGACAUUUAAGCCUCAAGUCUUCAGGUCCCUUGGCCGACCUCAAAGCCACAAAGAACCUUCAGUCAUUUGGGAGUAAAAUGACUGGAAUGGAUGAUAUUGGAUAUUUAAAUUUUAACCUCUUGUGAAUGUUGUUUUCAUGUGUUCUUAACCCUGUUAAUAUAUUAAAAAAAAUGUGAAUUGAAUGGUUACAAGGAGUAAAAUGACUGCUAAACAUUAAAACACGCCAGAAUGUGAGAGGACUGAGAGAACAGAAAGUAGAUAAGAGAAAUGAUAAUGUUAGCAUGUUAUUUGGUGGUAGGCCAUGGUAAGCUGAUUAAAUAUCUUCAGAAGAAAAUAAAUCAUGACACAUUUUCUCCCCAACAUGAUAUAGCUACUGUUAUACACAAAGGACUGUAUCAACAUUGGUCAAAAUCUGGGACCCUGGCCCUGGUAUUGAAUCGAAAACAACGUCUCUUACACGAGGGAGACGUUAGCUUGGUUUUACAAAGUGGGAAACAGCUAGCCCAAACAUUAAAAUAGU
Molecule: messenger RNA, 1979 nt
Organism: Eleginops maclovinus (Patagonian blennie)
Lineage: Eukaryota; Metazoa; Chordata; Actinopteri; Perciformes; Eleginopidae
Exons: 2
Coding region: 154-1218 (354 amino acids)
Biological process (GO): G protein-coupled receptor signaling pathway; detection of chemical stimulus involved in sensory perception of smell
Cellular component (GO): membrane
Molecular function (GO): odorant binding; olfactory receptor activity; G protein-coupled receptor activity
Source: RefSeq, a predicted model, not a curated record